CAGAGAUGGCUAAGCAAAGUUGACCAUUGGACCCUAGACUUCUUGUAAGUCAACAUCCGGACGUUGAUCAUUCCCUCUUUCGGAUUGUCACUCCUUUCCUUCUCUUUGCUCUUCAUCAUUAUGCACAUCAAGUGGGAAAUAAUCUCAUCUUCACCAAAGACAGGAACUCUGCUCCAAUGACUCUAAAAGUGGACUCUACUCUGUUCUACUUGCCUAGGUCAGCCAGAUGAACACACACAAACCAGCCCACAAAGCCAAGGCUAGGCAUCUGUGCUUCCUCCUCCUCAUGUGCUUCCCUUUGGCGUGGGGUGGCGUCCCUGGUCCAUGUCGGCACUCUGUGACAAAGGGUCACCUCCUCAACCUCAAUUGCCUGAUUGAUAAUCAGUUGGAGAAUGGCUGGUCAAUAACCUACGUGUUCACUGAGCGCCAGAGUUUGAGUGAAGUCUGUUACAUCAAAGCAGCAUUUCCACAAAUCCUGGAGCUUCUGAACACACACUUCCAGUAUGUCAGGAAAUCGGACAACGGGCGUUAUGUCAAACUCCUGAAAAGGGUCAUAUAUGACCUCUACUCCCAAAACUGCAUACCUGAAAUUAAUGAGGAGAUUGAGGACACCCCAUUGAAGUUUGUCAGAAUGCACAGCACCUCGCCCAGAGAUGCUCUGACGAAAGCCCGGGGGGUCAUUGAGAUGUACAUGACCCUGAUCACCAAGAGCAACGGGCCCGUCGACUGGAACUGCGAGGAAGAGUAUGCAGAGGAUUACCUAGAAUCCACCACUGCCCUUCCCACCACCACCGCAGCUGAACCUGAACGCCAGUGUACAUGUCCAACAGUGGGUCCGGUGACCCCUGAUGUCUCCCUGGUGUCCCACAGCGUAUGGAGCAGUCCUCCACAGCUCACCCUCUCCCAACUCACCUCGAUUGUGCCUCCCAGGCCGACUCAUCCAUCCCUGGGUACCAAGGGCGCUGAGCCCCGGGUGUUCCUGGUGAGUUCUGAUACCGUAAGACCCCCCUUCCCCAGGGAGCUGCAGCAGACUGUCCCCGAUGGACGUUCACUUGGAGGGGGCAGAGAGGGGGAUAUACACUGGGACUUUCAUCCACCUUCACCCAAUGGAACUGAGUCAGAUUCUGCACUCUACCAGGCAGUUGCUGACACCCCGUCUGCCACGAACGACCCUUCCCCGUCUUCCCCUCCUAGUCUGGUUCUCCUGGGGACCGUUGGCUCCCAUGACGAGACAUUUUACUACCCCCAGACUGAGAGGAAAAGGGAGACUUCCACAGACCGACCAGCAGGGAGAGAAGCAGCAGGCUCACCCCACAGUCCCUUCGCUGUUGCUGGGGCCAAGCUUGUCACACCAGUCCCUUUCCUUUACAAGUUGAUUGGCAUCACCCCCAGUAGUGAUGAGAGCACUGCCUAUGUGUUGGCCAAGAGGUCGCUGGAUGCCAGGAACUAUGGAAUACUUCAGGAUGGGGUUUCAACAGAGACCCCUCAACUAGAGGACACUAGAGAAAAAUACCCAGGCUCAGAGAGAUAUUUACAUGACUGGAACCCUCCGAUUGAAAGCACUAUGACCGAAGCAUCUCCACGUUUGAAGAUGACAGUGGAGGAGCCAGACAAACAACACACAACUACAGAGGCACCCGACCAAGUCACGAAGACUGAGCCAAACCAUCCUAGGACAUCUUAUAAGGAAGUAUUCAGCACAGAUAUCCUGUCAGAGAGGACAGAUGUGGACGAUGCUCCUAUUUCAGAAAGGUCCAAUGAAGGCUCAGUGAAGGAAUUCCGGCAUGGGAAAACUGGUCAUUCCGAUUCAAGCAUCUCCUACCAGACAGCCUUUAUCAUUGCAGCAGUGUGCGGCGGACCAAUCCUGAUCAUAACCCUAUUCUGUCUCAGUGAGAAGAAGAGACUCCAAGCCUUUAUCCACAGUACCAGCAUAAUUGAAAACCAGAGGGCAUGCAGCAGCAUUGAGGACAUUGAGCUACAAUAUUGUAAAGCCAAGGAGUGAGAGAGCUGGAUUGGUUUUACCUGCCAGUAAGAGAUCAACAACCACGUAAUUCAUCAAACAAGAGAAGACAUGGAAAUUUGGCAACUAUUUCCCUCUUGUGAAAGUUUUCCAUUUUUGUAUAUAAAUAUAAAAAAAUGUCUAAAGGUACCUAUUUUUAUACAAAUUAAGUUUAUAUUGCUUGAAAGAUUUAACAGAGAAUCAUAUGCUCUCCAAGUUACACAAUAUCUGCAUGCUUCCGUUUUUGCUGUCAAAAAGGUUUGAGUGAAUUUAUCUGUUACACACAGCGUUAACUUGACUCUCAAAGACUGUUUGGACAGUUUCAUGCACACCACACACACAGCUUUGAUCUUCCAUGAAAUAGAAUGGACCAAACAAUCCUCUACGUUUUGACCUAGUAGCCAUCAGCGCAACAGUGCAAGUCAACAUUAAACUAAAGGAAGUCUUUCCAUGUGACUGAAAGAGUCUCAUGACAUUGUUCAAUGGAGUUGGGCCCAUGAGCCAAAGCAAUACAAGGUGUCAUCACCUCAAGUGGACAGAGGAUAUAUUUUUGGGGAUCAAUAGCUUAAAUACAAACAGAUUAAAUACAAACAGAACACCCAUAGUUAUUUGUUUUGAGUGUACUCCCUACAUGCCAUGAAGGCAUACUAGAUUCAUUUGACUUCUGAUAUUCUCCUGUUUUAUCCCUACCAAAUGAAGAAAAGGAUUUCAACCUGUCUCUCAUGCCAUGAUGCCAAUGAAAUUGUGUUAUAAAACGGGUAAUUUGGAUACUGGAUGCUGAUUGGUUGAUAAGAGUUAGUUAUUCACAAUAAUCCACGACAAAUGCCAGUUCCAUUUGAAUUAUCAUUGAGCAUCCGCUGUCCCACAGCUGAGCCAGGCAAUUCAUAAACUUUCUAUCAGAGUAAAAAAAGCAUCUACACAUUAUUUCCCUUUACUUCUAGCCUAUCAUUUGAUUUUCAACAGCGGAGGUUUAAACAUGCUUGUUUAUUAUUGCUUG
Messenger RNA from Salvelinus namaycush (lake trout), 2996 nucleotides. RefSeq lists its product as uncharacterized. Lineage: Eukaryota; Metazoa; Chordata; Actinopteri; Salmoniformes; Salmonidae. Gene Ontology annotation, cellular component: membrane. Bases 227 to 2002 code for a protein of 591 amino acids. The record is from RefSeq and is a predicted model, not a curated record. The transcript has 10 exons. Gene Ontology annotation, molecular function: growth factor activity; cytokine activity.